Formica exsecta is the source of this 2057-nucleotide messenger RNA. RefSeq lists its product as uncharacterized. The transcript has 6 exons. The record is from RefSeq and is a predicted model, not a curated record. Lineage: Eukaryota; Metazoa; Arthropoda; Insecta; Hymenoptera; Formicidae. Bases 1 to 1095 code for a protein of 364 amino acids.
AUGGUAUAUUUCGUCGACACCCAGGGAAGACCUUUAGAUUCAGGCUCACAAAAACUUUUCGAAAGAAAAGAGCUUCCAAAUCUAGGAUCCCUUGUUCUAGGAAAGCAAUUCCGGUGGGCAGCCAAAUAUAACAAGUACAUGAAAAAAAAGUUUUCUCAGAGAUGGUCUUUUGCGAAGAAACUUCACGACAAACAGUGUAAGGAAAAUGAGCACGAAAAGUCUAAAGAGAAUGAACAGAAGAAUAUAAAAAGUUCAAACUUUAUGGAAACAGGCACAAACUGUGUGAGAGAAUUAAAGAAUUAUGUGUCUCAAAUACUUAAUGAACAUUAUAAUAACAAUGAAACAAUCGAUAAUUUAAUAAAAUUUUAUCGCAUAUUUUAUUUAGAUAAACAUUUAAUAAAUAACAUUGUUGAUAUUGUUUAUGGGCCUGAAAAUAUCAGAAAACUUUCUUUCUUCAUUGAUGAGAUUAGAAACUUGCUUAUACAAUUUCCACGAAGAACUGGUUGCGAUCUAACCGAAAGAUAUUGCAAUAUAAAAAUGUUUCACUUUAUGAGGCAAUGUUUGGUGAGAAAGAAGUUGUAUAGAUACACAAAUCAAUCUUAUAAAAAUCAGCUUUUGGAACGGAUUGUUACUAUGGCGGCACAAUGGUUUCAACCUGAAGAGGAUGUCUUUUACUCGAGCGUCAAAGCAUCACUAGAUAGUAUCGCAUUAGAAGUACUGGAUUGCCUCAAGGAAAAACAUCCCGACCAUUCGAUAUUCUCGACGUCCGCUGAAAUUUUUUCAUAUUGUGAAAACAACAAUAUCGACGAUAAUCAUUGGAACGAAGCAGAAGGAACGCAGAUUAUGGACACACUCGAGAAAUAUACACUUGUCAAAUUUCGACCAUGCAAAUGGAAAAUGUCUUCCAACACAAAGUUGGAAUACAUGUGUAUAGAUAAUGUCUUAAAAAAUAAAUAUGGCCAAGAAUUAAUUUUAUUAAUAAUAAUAUAUCACAGCAUGGCCAGAAGACUUGAUCUACGUUGCGAUGUAAUACGUUUGGGUUCUCCUACUUCUCACGUCUUUAUCGUUUGGAAACCAAACUUGUUGCUUGCUUAAGUAUAGGAUUGGCUCCGGCGAAUACUCGCCAUACGGCCAUAAACUGAUUAUAGGUACUAUAUAGGAUAAUGUAAGAACAGUUGUGUAUAUAUGUAAAACUUGUUUUUGAGUAAAUUUUCUUAGGGAAAGCGAGAAGGAAGGAAUUUUUGGGAGGUGAUAGGAAAGUAAAAAUGGGAAAGCGCCGGCCAGGGUCGAGUCGGGAAUCGAACCCGAGAUCUCUGGGAUGUGGGUCAGGCGCGCUACGCACUGAGCCACCAGAGGCCCCAACCAAACUUGUAAGUAUAAUAUUAGAAUUGGACUUAUAUCUGAACUAUUCGGUAUUUAUCUUUAUACUUUUAUCAUACGCACACAUAUGUAUACAGUCUUUUAUUGUUUACAGUGCCACGUAUAAUUCAAGAAAUGCAAGAUGUUUUAACAUAAGUUCUAAGAAAUUCUUGCCUUAUUAUCUUGGUGUCAGGGAACUGCUAUACAGGAUGCAUUCAAAUUUUGAAUACCUCGAUGAGUUAAGAGUUGGACGGGUUAACAAUUACUCAUACAUUUUAUUAAGUUCAACACUAAUCAAUAAACUUGUAAUCUUAGCAAAGAUAUGAGUCAAUGAAACACAUUUAAUAAGCAGAAAGAAUUAUACAAUAUUUGAUUUUUUCAUUUGUAAUCAGAGAUCUGUUCACACGUUUAAUCUUAGCUCAUGUUUAAUCCUUAUUUUUAGUUUUGGCAAGAAUUAAUAUUGUUAGCAUUGGUAAACAGUAACCGAUAUAAUAACGUUUUUGGGUUUAUGCCGGAUGGAUCGAUUCAAUUGGUUGGAUACGACAGUAUAAAUGUGCUCAGCCUUCGCGUUAAAAACACAGAUCUAUAUACAAGACCAAAGGACGUAAAAUUUGCAGUUGGUAUGAUAGUGACACAUCAACCUACAGAUUGUGCCGGCGUAAUAGUAAGAUGGCACCGACAUCUUGAUAGACAUUUUG